Molecule: messenger RNA, 3313 nt
Organism: Lucilia sericata (common green bottle fly)
Lineage: Eukaryota; Metazoa; Arthropoda; Insecta; Diptera; Calliphoridae
Exons: 4
Coding region: 869-1651 (260 amino acids)
Source: RefSeq, a predicted model, not a curated record
UAUGCAAGUAUGUAUGUUAAUAUAUUUUUCGUUUGCUCUAUGUCCGGUUGUUUGUGCGUAUGUCUGUAUUUGUUAGCAUUCGUUUAGAUUCGUGUUUUUGUUGUAUUGCUUGCUCGUAUCUCUAUGACUUGCAAAGUGUGUUAAAAAGGCAUGGCUUACGACUGCAGCAUCGUAAGCAGUGUUUAGUCUUCGAUAACGAGUUCAACGUGUAUGGCAUAAAGCGGAACAAAAGAAAAUACAUAGAAAACAAAUAGAACAAACAAAAGUGUAAAGCAAAAAAAUAACGGUUUAAUAUAAAAAAGAGAACAAAUUUAAAGUUAGUUUACUUUGUAGUUUUGUAAUCAAAAGAUUUAAAACACAAAAGAAAAGUGUGAACAGCAGCCACAUCCACAACAAACUAAGCAAAAAAGUGAGGUGAUAAUUAAAAAAAUUAUAAGAUAAAAAGAUAAAUAAGAAAAAUUAAUAAUAAAACUAAAACAUAGUAUUAAAAGAAAAUAAUUAUCGGCUCAAAACUGUGCUUGCAUAAUUUUUAAACACAACUUAAGCGAAUAGCAGAACAUAAGGAAAACAACGCCCCUUUUAAAAAUACCCUCAAAAAACAUAAAUAUUUAAUAGAAAUUGCAGAAAAUUUGUAAAAAUAACAAAAGAUAAAACUACAAAAAAACAUUUAUUAAGAUAAACAUAUAGAAUAACCAUAACAAAGUGAAAAAUAAAAAUAACAAAAACAAUAAGACAUUUAAAACUCCCUGAUCUGCCUUCAAUCACUCCUCUUUUUGACACAUCAUUAAAGAGAUAAACACAGAAAUAACGGUACUCUUGUAGUAAAAGUAUAAAAAAUCAACAAAACAAAAACAACAAAGAUUCUAUAAUGUCACUAUUGAUAAAAAAUAAUAAUAAAAAAUCAUCGUUGUCGUCAACAUCGACUAAAACAAAAACAACAAUUGCUGGUGCUGCUGGUUUAACUCGUACAAGAGCCAUAACAUUACACAAAUAUCCAACAAUAAAAGCGGCAGCAACAACAUCAAAUACAACAACAACAGUACCAUUGUUAUCACCAUCAUCUGUGGUGGAGGCCACAUCAAAUGUUGAUGCUGUCUCGUCUUCUUCAUCUUCAGCAGAGAUUUCUUUGUUUUCUUUGAUGGAACAGCCAGUUGAACUAGAAAAACUAACAACCGCAACAUCAUCAGCAGCAUUAGCAACAUCAGGAUCUGGCAGAAAAGUAUUUAGGACAAUGCCAUCAUUUAAAAUCAUGAGUUAUCAGAAUUUUAUUGCCUUGUUAACUGUUCUGGUAUGUGGCCUUGUUACUGUAAAUGGACUCAAGUGUUACAUGUGUGGCCAAUAUAAUGAGGGUGUUGGUUCCAUCACACCUUGCCUCAAUUAUUCCGAACAGUAUGCUCAUCUCUAUUUGAAGGAGUGCUCAAAGAAGAGCGAAAAAUAUUGUGUGAAAUAUGUAAGCGAACUCUCAAUUGUACGAGAUUGUGCUACUGAAUGUGCUGAAAAAGAAAUCUGGGAAACUCAAACCUAUUGCUGUACCGAAGAUGGCUGCAACGGUUCAAACACCAUAGAGGCCUCUGCCUACGUUAUAAUGUUGCCCUUGUUUAUUUAUAUAGUCAAUGAAAUUAUGAAUGUAAUCAAACAGCAGCGUCGUUAAAAUGAAACUUUUUUUUACUUUAAUUUAUAAAACACGAUAAAUUUAUGUAUGUUUUAAACAAACAACUUUUUUUAUGUUUAAUAUUAUUUUCUAAAUUUGAACUCAAAAACCACAAAAAAAUCUACUUUAUAAGGGACCUAAAACAAGAAAUGUUAUUAAUUUAAGUUUUAAUUUAAUUAUAACUUUGUUUUCUGUUUGUUUUUUGACUUUUAAGAUUUAUUUUGAAACAAAAAAUUGUUUAUAAAAAUUUCUUUCAAUUUUUAAAACUGAAAAACAAAACAACUUUUUGAACAGUCUUCCCAGCUAAAUAAAAAAUUCAAGAAUGUAAUUAAGCAAUAGUAAGGCCGUGUUAAACGUGUUAAACAGGCAUGCCAGGGUUUAAGAUAAAACCAAGAGAAAAACAUAACGAUAAAUAAAUUUAGAGAAAUUAUAAUAAAAAAAUCAUGAACAAAACAAAAAUUCUAAAAUUUUAUUAACAAUUUACAACAAGAAAAAUAAAUAAGUAAAUUAUAUAAUUAUAAAGUAUUUAAUGAAAAAAACAAAAAUGAAAAAAUUGAAACAUACAUAUAAAUAUUUAAUUCAAAAAACAUAGAGAUUUCAGUCAUUACUUUAAACAGUGAGUGUCUAAUGUUGUUUGUUGAUUUAAAGAAUUUUUAAUUUCAAAAUAUUUAUUCAAAUUUAGUUUUGGAUUUUUAUAAUUUAUUAGGAUUUAAUUUCUGGGUUUAAGAUUUAAAAGUUUUAAAUUGAUUUCAGUUCUAAAUUUCAAACUAUUUGAAGUUUUUAUUUUAGGUCACUCAUUGUUUAAAAUUGUUAUAAAAACAAAUUAUUAACUACAUAUUACUUUAUAUAUAAAAUCAUUUAUAUUAGAACAUCAUAAUCAAAUAAUUACUUUACAGACAAAUCAUUCUGAAUUUCAAAUUUUCAAGGUUUUAUUCAAAAACAUAAAUGAAAAAUCUGAAUUAAAAGUUGUUAUUUGUUGACACUGGAUACAUUCCACAGUGAAUGUCAAAAUCACUCACUAGAAAAUGAUAGCAAAUUAAGGUGUCUGCUUACAACUUUCUGUGAUUCAGAUAGAGAUACUACUGUAAAUCACGACUUUAAACAUUCUUAUUCAAAAUGUUUAUUUGUGUUGGAAUAUGACCUUUAACCUUUAUUCUAUAAAAUUCUGUUCAACUUUUAUAUUACUUAAGUUUUAGUGAAUAUUUUUGUAAAAUUUUAAAAUUUCAUUUAAAAAAUAUGCUGCAAUAUACUGAUUCACAUAAGUUGUUUAAUGGGGUAAUUGUGGACUGGUAUAUUCCGGGUAAUAUUUAACAAUUUUUACUUAAUUUAUUCAAUUAGAAACUUUUUGAUUUAAGAGAACCACAAGCUAAAACCAUUAAAAACAAUUAAAAUAAAUAAAAAACUAAAAAAUGAAAAACUGCUAAAUAGAUUAAAAAAAAAAAUCCAAUUAAAAAAGAAACCUUUAAGUAGAUUUUCAAUUGAUAGCAAUUAAACGUAUUUAAAUAAAAAAUCUUUAAAAAAAGCAACGAAACUAUGUUAAAAAAUUAAAAAAAUCCAAAUGCUACACCCGAAGAAAAAAGUUGAUCGUUAACAAUAGAAAACUAAAAGAAGAAAAACUUAUAUAUAAAAAAAAUCUCAAAGAAGGCAACAAACAUAUUAAAA